AAGAAGCUGAAACUCUCCAUCCUUUACCCUGCAACCACCGGUCGCAACUUCAGUGAGAUUCUGAGAGUAUUGGACUCUCUGCAACUUACUGUCAACAAGAAGGUCGCAACUCCUGCUGACUGGACGAGUGGAGCAGAGUGUAUGGUUCUGCCAAAUGUGUCUGAAGGUGAUGCCAAGCAGCUGUUCCCACUGCAUCGCACUGUCGAGGUGCCUUCUGGGAAAUCUUACAUCCGAAUCACACCUCAGCCAAAGUAGAGGGCCUCUGCCAAUAGCUAUAUAGGAAUUUUGAUUUGACUGAAUUUUGAUUUGACUGAAAUGAGGCUGAUUUAUAUCAAAAUACACGAUCAUGAAAAUGGUUUGUGUUUCCAGCAACGGCGCCACCGCCUGCCCCGGGCACCCCGGCCCCUCCUCCUGGACGAGCUGUCGAGGUAUGCAUGACGAACAUGGAGCGCCGGACCUUGGACAGGGUGUGGGCAAGGUCAGACUGUGAUGGCAUGGGGUCCUCCCAGAAGAAGUCGUGAUUCAGAGCUCCGUCACUGUCCAGCCUCUUCUUGGGGUCCAGGACCAGUAGUUUAUCAAUGAGGUCUAUGGCGUGCAUGUCUCUCACAUAGUGGCGCAGUCUCUCUCGAAUCCUUCUCUUCUGGUCCGAGGGCAGCUGCAGUUUACAGUACAGCUCCAGACUCUCCACUCCGGGCCAGACCUCAGGGGUGAUGGAGCCACACAGGUUGCUG
Molecule: messenger RNA, 731 nt
Organism: Geodia barretti
Lineage: Eukaryota; Metazoa; Porifera; Demospongiae; Tetractinellida; Geodiidae
Source: the annotation of a GenBank genome assembly